AUGUCUUCUUGGUCAAUUGCUUUCAAUUUCAAUCUAGGUGGAACCAUUCUCGAAGCAAUCACAACGAUCCCCGCAGAAAGAGCAGCCAUGCAACAGAAUCUUGCCAUCAGGGAAGUGGCAGCUGGUACCUUGACUUGUGUCAAGAAUGAUGAUGAAGUUGCAACUAGCAUUGAUCUCAUAUGCAUAUGCAAUGGCUUAGAUUACUCCGUAGAUGAGAGUGGAAAGUUUGCCAUCUCACUCGAUUGUGUGGAGAAUCAGGCAGGAAACUUUUUCUGUGUAUCUGGAGAUGAUUUCUCUAAUGGAGGUAGCUCUCCUAACCAAAAGAACCGUGAUGGCAUUCCAAAGAUCACCAACCUAAACGCAACCAGCCAAGCAUCUUUUAAAACACGUCGAGGUUUUAGCUUCAUUGGGGGACUAUACGAAUUCUUUACUGGUGGCAGUAAUAAAUGCGAUAAAUCCUUUGAGAAACGCGACUUGAGCUUUUCAACCAGAUCUCGUCAGUACACAGACCAGUGA
Messenger RNA from Botrytis porri, 516 nucleotides. RefSeq lists its product as uncharacterized. The transcript has a single exon. Lineage: Eukaryota; Fungi; Ascomycota; Leotiomycetes; Helotiales; Sclerotiniaceae. The coding region runs from base 1 to 516 and encodes 171 amino acids. The record is from RefSeq and is a predicted model, not a curated record.